CAAUAUUUGCCAUCUCCCAAAUACAUGGUCUUUCAAGAACUUUCAUUUUACUAAAACGCCGGUUUUUCACCUUUACCAUUCGUACAGAGCGUGACGAUGGAGCAAAUACUUCAAAAAUUGUUGGUAGCCAACAGCACGACGAUACAAGAGGGUACGAAAGAGUUAAAGGAGGCGUUUAAGAAUACCGAAGCCAUCCCGGCGCUUUGUGAUGUUUUGGUCGCGUCGGCUAGUCCGCAAGUUCGACAAACUGCUGCUGUUGUAUUGCGGAGGAGGUUGGGAAAGAGACAUUGUUGGAAUAAAUUGGAUGUGAACGUUAGGAAUAGAAUAAAACAAGGAAUGCUACAAGCGUUAUUAAGUGAACAAGAAAAAUUAGUGAAAAAUUCAAUAGCACAGUUUAUUGGUAUAGUUGGAAAAUAUGAAUUUCCUGAUAAUACUUGGCCGGAAAUUUUACAAUUUAUUCAUCAAUUAUGUAGCAGUGAAAACGUUUUAGAUAGAGAAAUGGGAAUGUAUACUUUAUCAAUAAUGACAGAAAUCUCCAAAGGUUCUUAUUUACCACAUACCGAAGUUUUAGCAACAUUAUUUACAAACAUCUUAAACAACAUGCAAGAACUUAGUUCCAAUUUGGCGUAUUACACGGUUAUCACAAUGAAACAUUUAGUAUCGGUUAUCGGGGGACAUCAUCAAAUGGUUAAUGUUUAUCAUACUUUAUUACCCCGAGUUUUAGAGAUUAUAAACAGUUUUUGUCAGACUGACGAAAAAAGAGCUUGUGAAUUAUUCGAAAUUCUCGAAGAUUUAAUGGAGGAUGCCGUCGCGGUUGUUAUUUCGCAUAUAAGAGUUAUAAUGGAGAUGUGUUUAAGAAUUGGGUGUAAUAAAGACAUCGAAACUAGCGUUCAAAUUAAAGCUAUCAGUGUUAUAGGGUGGAUAAUAAGAGUUAAAAGUAAAGUGGUUCAAAAAAAUAAACUCAUCGAGCCGGUUAUUGACGUUUUAAUACAAUUAAUGGCACAGAAACCGGAAGAUGAUGUAAAUGAGGAAUAUUUUCUUGGUGAUCCAGAUCAAUUCACCACAACAACAAUCGCAGCUCAAACUCUGGAUUUAGUUGCGUUAAAUGUUCCACCUGAAAAAGUAGUACCUUAUUUAUUAAUGAGGGUUGAACCCGCCCUUCAAGGAAACGAUAUCUACGCCCAAAAAGCAGCUUAUUUAGCCCUCGCCGUUUUAGCGGAAGGUUGUGCUGAUUACAUCAGGAAAAAAUAUUUAGAAGCAUUUUUAAAAUGUAUUUAUAACGGAAUCAAAAAUCCAAACGUUGUUGUUAGAAAUGCGGCGUUUUUUGCUUUAGGACAAUUUUCGGAACAUUUACAACCUGAAAUAAGUCAAUAUGCAUCAGAACUCCUCCCAGUUUUCUUUGACUAUCUCUCUCAAUUAUUCGUCGAAAUGUCCCAAUCAAAGACUGAACCCUCAGGUCUCGAUCGUAUGUUCUACGCCCUACAAGCGUUUUGCCUUAAUUUAGACGAUGGCCUCCUUCCAUACCUUCCAACAUUAAUGGAGCGUCUCUUAGUGGCUUUAGACCCAUCAAGUUGGUCGUUACAACUAAAACGGGUCGCAUUAAGCACUUUGGAAUCAGUCGCGUCGGCGGUUAAAGAAAAAAUAAUGCCCUACUUCCAAAAAAUCAUCGAAAUACUUUUUACAUACAUCAAUGCCAACCCGGACUCGGAUAUCCACGAACUUCAAUCGUACGCUUUGGAAUGUUUGGCAACUGUGGCUGAUACGGUAGAUCCCGAAACGUUUAAACCACUUUCCCAACAAACGUUAGAGAUGGCGUUAAAAAUAUUGGCGGAAAGCGAAGAUCCGGAUGUGAAGAAGAGUAUUUAUGCUUUAUGCGCCGCUUUAGCUGGAGUUAUGAAAGAGGGGAUUAAUCCUGCUCUUCCUACCAUCGUUGACGCGAUGAUUAAAACAAUUCAAAGUAGUGAAGGAAUAAUCGCGCAUUACGAAGAAGAUGAAAAGGAAGGUUUAGAUUUAUAUGAUGAUAUAUCAGGAUCUGAAAACGAAGACGAAGAAGAUAUUGAAAAUGAAUCUGUUAGCAGUGAUUCAACUCAAUGUCGAUAUUCUGUUGAGAAUUCUUAUAAUGAUGAAAAGGAACAAGCCUGUUUGUCAUUAACAGAAUUAUCAAAGAAAUUAAGUUCGUUCUUCUUACCAUAUCUUGAAAAGAGUUUUGAAGAAAUCUUUAAACUUCUCGAUUAUCCUCAGGAAGACAUUAGGUCAUCGGCUAUUGCCGCAUUAGAACAAUUUUGUAUAACCCUUCAUGAACAACAAACUCCUGAAGGGAAACAAGCCCUUUACAAAGCAUUACAAAUGUUCAUACCAAAGUGUGCUCAAAUUAUUAAAUUUGAGGAGGAACAAAACAUUGUGAUUCAAGCCACAAACGCUUAUAGUAAUAUGCUUGAAUCUAUAAAAGGGGAUAUGUUUGUUGGUGAAGGUCAUAGAGAGGCCAUUAUGAACUGUGUGAUUGACUUGUUGACUAAAAAAACAACUUGUCAAGAUAACGAUAACAACGAUUCAGGGGACACUGUUGAUGAUGAUGAAGAAUCUGAACAAACUGAAUUGUUACUUGAAUGUGCAGGAGAUAUUAUUCCAAAAUAUGGAAAUGCUUUAACGCCUGAUGAGUUUGUUUUGUAUUUUCAAAAUGUUCUUAAUUUAUUAUCAAUAAGAACGAAAAAUAAGAAAAGUGUGAGUCAACGAUCGUUUGGUUAUGGAACAUUAGCUGAAUGCAUGAAACCUCUUGGAAUUUACGUUGAAAAAUUUGUUCCUGCUUUAUUACAAUUAUGGGUUGCUGGAGCAAAAGAUGAAAGUGAAGAUGUUAGAAAUAACUCAGUUUUUGGACUUGGCGAAAUGGUACUUUAUGGAAAAGAUUGUAUGUUUCCUCAUUACAAUGAUAUAUUACACGGUUUAUCAAAUAUGCUUCCAAAAGAGACACAUUCAGGAACAAUGGAUAAUAUCAGUGGGGCUUUAGCAAAAUUAAUAAUAGCCAAUGUAAACGCAGUACCGAUGGACCAAGUAUUUCCAGCACUCCUUCAGCAUUUACCAUUAAAAACCGAUUUUGCUGAAAACGAGGCGAUAAUUAAAUGUUUUUGUGGAUUGUAUCAACAGGGUAAUGUCCAUAUUAAAAAUAAUAUGGAAAAUGUUGUUAAAAUUGUCGUUCAUAUUUAUCAUAAUAAACAGACUGAAAAUGAUGUUACUUUAUUAAUGGUAACAGAAUUCUUAAAAACUAUAAACCGAGAUUUUCCCCAAGAAUUUGGAAGUAUAGUUUCUUCGUUAGGUGAAGAUGUAACAGGCAAUGUGCAAAAAUUAUUUAUAUCCUAACGUUUUUUUUUUAUUAAUAUUUAUUUUAUUUUAAUAAUUUAAUGAUGUAUUGCUUGUUUUUUCUAUCGCCUAAUGCAUGAAAUUGCGUGGUAAAUCUCAAAAAUUAAAAACAAAUAAUAAAUUGUAUACCUACGAGAUUAUUUGGAUGAAUUUACAUUACAAAAGCACAAAGGUACGCAAUUAUUCUCUCAUUUUCAUUGUUAUUCUUCAGUGUUUGGAAUCGAGAAAGAACGUGAUUAAACAAAACUGCAAAAUUAGCUAUUUUAUGCUUAUACAUUGUUAUUUACAGUGUUUUUUUAUAUAAAGAUUUAUUGAAGUAAACAAA
Molecule: messenger RNA, 3679 nt
Organism: Onthophagus taurus
Lineage: Eukaryota; Metazoa; Arthropoda; Insecta; Coleoptera; Scarabaeidae
Product: importin-4
Biological process (GO): protein import into nucleus
Molecular function (GO): small GTPase binding
Source: RefSeq, a predicted model, not a curated record